AUGCUGAGAAUGCACAUCCUGAGUUUCCUCCCAAGAAAGUAUGCCAUAAGAACAGGAACUCUCUCAUCUCAAUGGAAAGAUUUAUGGAAGUUCAGGUUCCCUCAUUGCACCACUUUGAACUUCAAUGGAUCUUUUUCAGAAAACAAAUCAUCAGCAGAACUAGUCACAAGCAUCAGCAACUGCAUGGAAAAACAAGGCAAGAAAAAGUUAGAGAUCUUCAACCUCUACUUUUAUGCAGGAAAACUCUACCCUGAUAAAGUGACUGCAUGGAUUAAACAAGCAGUUCUGAAUGGAAUGGAAGUGUCUGAUCUUGAUUUCUCUCAAGGAAAGAUUGGUCGAUUCCCCGGCAGACUAAGCGGUCGCCGGAGAAAGUAUGAGCUUAAAGCGAGCAUAUUUAAAAGGAAUUCAUUGUCUUGCUUAUGCUUGAGAUACUGCAGACUCAGUAGAUGCUUCACUUUCAAACACUUUCAUUCACUUGAAGUGCUUCACUUGCAUGCAGUUAAUAUCAAUGAUUCAAUGCUGAAGAAACUUGUUAUGAGUUGCAAGAGUUUGAAGAGGUUGGAUUUGAGGGAAUGUGUUGCAUUGCAGUAUGUGAGGAUUUCUGCUCCUGAUUUGGUGCUGAAGAGUUUGCUCAGCUUUUUGGAGUCUUUUCAUUUCAUUGGUGGUUCUCCAAGUUUGUACUUGUUGAACACUCCUCUGGUUUUGGUUGAUGUUGUUAUGAUUUCAGGUGGUGAUGAGAGUUUCAAUCAGCCUAGAGAUUGCUUGAAUGUUAUUCUGGGGAUUAAUGCAGUUGAAGUUUUGACUCUCUGCAGCAAGGGUCUUCAGUUCUUUUUUGGGCUUGGGUUCAGUUCAUGUAGACUUCCAAGAUUGAGGGAGCUGCAAGUGAUUUUGGGUGAAAGUGGAGAUGAACCCAUGGAAAUCUUCAAGUUUUUGGGCAAAUGCAUUCUUCCCAACUUGGAGAGAUUGUUCAUUCAGCUAUCAAAAUCAUAUGAAGAACUACACUGGUACUCCACUCUGCCUGCAGUGAUCCAACUUGCAGCCAUAGAACAACACAACUUUGGAAAAUUAAAGAUAGUGAAGCUGAGUGGAUUCAAGAAACACUCCAAAGAGAUGACUUUUCUUAGUUAUCUUUUCCAAUAUGCUGUGGCUCUUGAACAGCUUGUUUUAGUUAUCCCUCAUGAUCAUCAUUUAGACCUUUGCAAUAAUUCUGCUCUUUUUUCUCUUGUUAGAGAAAUUUCUGCCAUGCCAAAAGCUUCAUCAGAAGUUCAGGUUCACUGGACUUGUUCUUCACAUUAUGAUGAAACUCACUGCCCAACUCAUAAUUCUCUUCCAGUUUUUACUGCACCUCAGAAUGCAUGA
This is a messenger RNA of Dioscorea cayenensis subsp. rotundata (Guinea yam), 1359 nucleotides long. RefSeq names its product putative FBD-associated F-box protein At1g61330. The record is from RefSeq and is a predicted model, not a curated record. Bases 1 to 1359 code for a protein of 452 amino acids. Lineage: Eukaryota; Viridiplantae; Streptophyta; Magnoliopsida; Dioscoreales; Dioscoreaceae. The transcript is spliced from 4 exons.